Messenger RNA from Mizuhopecten yessoensis (Yesso scallop), 1842 nucleotides. RefSeq names its product loricrin-like. The record is from RefSeq and is a predicted model, not a curated record. The transcript has 7 exons. The coding region runs from base 1 to 1761 and encodes 586 amino acids. NCBI's taxonomy places the organism in Eukaryota, Metazoa, Mollusca, Bivalvia, Pectinida, Pectinidae.
AUGUCGUUCGGAGGUGGAAGUCCAGGAGGAAGCGGAGGUUUUGGAAUGGGAAGUCCAGGAGAAAACGGUGGAUUCGGAAUGGGAAGUCCAGGAGGGGGUGGAGGUUUCGGAAAUGGAGGAUUCGGUAGGGGAGGCCAAGGCGGUGGAGGCGGAAGUCCAUUUCAUGUUGGUGGAGGUAUGGGUGGUAUGCCAUCCAAAGGGGGCCCAAUGAAUGGCGGAGCUUUCGGGGGAGGUCCUACGGGCAUGGGUUCAGCUCACGGAGGACCGUCAUUAGGACCUAUGCAGGGACCAAAUGCCCCGGGGAACCCGGCAAUUGGAGGACUCGCGUCUCCAGGACAUGGGAUGUUCAAUCCCAUGGGGUUGCAGUGUAUACGUCAUCGAAUGAUGUGUCCCUCUUGGUGCCGAGUUGUGGAUGGUGGCGGUAUGAUAGCUGGUGGGGACAUGUCCGGGAUGAUGUCGGCUUUAAGUUUAGCUUCCUCUUCCCAAAGUUCUUUCACUUCCGGUCAAACGCACAAAGAGUGUGCAGCCACAACGUUGUGUAUAUCCAUGUGCUCUGGAUCAUACAAUCUGGGACCGAAAGGUUCAGAUGGGUGUCAGCCCUGUACGUGUCAUACCGGUGGUCUAUCUUCGUCAUUGUCGUCGUCGUCAUCCUUCUCUUCCUCGUCUUCUGGAGGUUAUUAUGGAAGCGGAAGUGGUGGAGGCGGCGGAAGUGGAAGUAUCUCAGGAGGUACUUCCGGUACCGGAACGUUCACCCCUGUUUCAGGAGGGUCAAAUUUUGUUUAUCAACCGGUCACAUCAACAGCUAUUCAAGUCGAGCCAGUACCGGAAGUGCCUCACCAGGAGACGAUCUUCAUCACCGGAAACACGGGAACGGAAUGUCACGAAUGUGUACAACAGCCCGCGCCGGUAUAUAUAACGGAGCCUGCCACGGAGUGUCAAUACAACUGUGGAGAAUUACCCCAAUACGUCAUAGAGAGACCGAAACCGCAGCCACACUAUCAGACCGUAGUAGUACAACAACCGGAAGUAUGUCACAAUUGCGAAACUGCACAGUCCGUUUCUUUACCACAAUAUGUUUACCUUAGACCAGAAACACAACAUGUAAUUACCAAACCGCAGGAAGUGUGUCACGAAUGCGAAACUAACAACUAUCAACCGGUCUAUGUUGGCAAGCCUCAACAUCAGACAGUUGUUGUACAUCAACCGGAAGUAUGUCACGAAUGCGAAACUAACAACUAUCAACCGGUCUAUGUUGCCAAGCCUCAACCUCAGACAGUUGUUGUACAUCAACCAGAAGUAUGUCACGAAUGCGAAACUAACAAUUAUAAGCCAGUGUAUAUUGCAAAACCACAACCACAGACUAAACCAAUAUAUGUACAAAGACCGAUCUAUACACAGACAGUGGCAGCCAAGCCUAAACCAGUGUACGUUACCCAAGGGCGUCCACAGAUAGUCACAAACACAGGCCAUUCAAGCGGAGGCAUUAUGUUGGGAGUUUUAACAAGCGGUAGUUCUUCCGGCGGAGGUGGCGGAGGGAGUUACAGUGGCGGAAAUGGAGGCGGAGGGAUACACACGGGUAUCGCCAGUAAUGGUGUAGGGGGCGGGGCUGGUGGAGGAGGCUAUUCCUCCAGCGGCAGCAGUGGAGGGAUGGCGGAAGGUUCGUGCCCGCCGAUACCUCAUGAUUGUGAUCCCUCCUGUAUUAAAUAUGACGUACCCCACUGUCGUCGCUGUCUAUGUGAGAACUGUACGUAUCAACAGUGAAACAUACAAACGUGUUAUUUAGUAUGUAUUUAUAUCAUGUUUCCCGCUGUCGUUGCUGUCUUUGUGAGCGCUGUAAGAAUC